Molecule: messenger RNA, 1740 nt
Organism: Larimichthys crocea (large yellow croaker)
Lineage: Eukaryota; Metazoa; Chordata; Actinopteri; Sciaenidae
Gene: wdr73
Product: WD repeat domain 73
Exons: 8
Coding region: 88-1281 (397 amino acids)
Biological process (GO): cytoplasmic microtubule organization
Cellular component (GO): cytosol; spindle pole
Molecular function (GO): protein binding
Source: RefSeq, a predicted model, not a curated record
UCGGUCCAAGGGCUGAAUGACCCGCAAAGAAACGGAAGAGGAAGAAGGAGGAGACAACAACAGACUCACGUGUUGGACACGGAGGACAUGCAGGACACGGAGGACAUGCAGGACAUGCAGGACACGGAGGACAUGCAGGACAUGCAGCAGUCUGAGGACGUGUUAGAGGACUGGUUCAUCGAGUCCCUGAAGACGUACAAAGACCUUCACGUGUAUCAGCUGGAACAUCCGACACGGGUCAUCGAGUGGACGUCAGGGAAGACCGUGUGUGUCGCCGGAUACAGUUCGUCUAAAAAUGAAAUUCUGGAGCUGCGUUUGCCGCUGAAACUCUUCGCUGACGAAAACAAGGGUCUCUGUGCAGAACGGGAUUUCAAAGUUGUCCACGGCGGCUUCACAGACGGUCCCGUUCGCCGUCUCAGACACGUCCCAGGAACACGGUGUGUCGUUACCAACGACGGGCUGAGCUCGGACCUGCAGGUCUGGGACCUCGGAGGAGACGACAGCGACGUGAUCAGGCAAACAGGAAGUGUGAAGGGGAGGCGGAGCGUCUCAGAGGGAGGCAGCCGGGUCGCAGCUCGACUCUCGUCGCGGCCGCGAGUUCUUCACGGCGCUCAGAGCGGCGAUGUCCAGCUGAGCGAGCUGACCUCAGGACAGCCUGUGUAUAAACUGGCAGAGUCGGACUCGGCAGAUCCGGUCGGUUCCCUCCAUUUCGUGACCGAUGCCGUCUUCGUCGUCGGCUGCUCUAACGGGAACGUUCAUGUCGCCGACACUCGGACGUCUGACGCUCCUCAGCUUUCGCCUCCGCCUUCGGGUGAAUCCGUCACCUGGUGGACAGACGUCUCGGCGGGUCCGUCCUGUUUGGAUCCGUCCAGCUGCAGGAUCGUCAGACUCUCCUCGUCCGGACUAGCUGUGAUUUCGGACCUGAGGAAGCCGGGAGGCGCCGUGAGUCGAGCUCAGCUGGACGUCCAAACACGUUGCUGCAACGUGGACGACGUCAGAGUGUCGUGGGCUCCGUCGCUGGACGACUGUAUCGCAGUGUCGGGUUUCAGCGGAGCGGUUCAGAUCUACGACACCUCAGUCUGGAGGGCGGAGCCUGAGGAAGUCCGUCCGCUGUUCGAGCAUCGUGGUCAUGCAGUGUCCUCGCAGUCCGACGACGGCGUCCCCGUCUUCGUGACCUCCCACGUCUGGCAUCCUGAGCGGUCUCGGACGCUGCUGUCCGCGGCCUCCGACGGCUCCGUCCACGUCUGGGACUGGGUCGACCAAUCAGCUGCCGAUGGCUGAGAGGAGACGUGACCUCUGAGGAUCUGUGGAUUCCUGCGCCGCCUCCAGUUCUCACAGCGAAGACAUCGAAACGUUUCUGUGCCCCAAAAAUCCAACUUCAACUCAAAACAACGACAAAUUAACAAAGAUUAGACGAGAUCAGAUCAGAAACAGGAGGGGUCAGUUCACCGAGACGAAGUCAGGACCAAGACCAGAGUGCGUAUCCACCAAACUCUUUGGGUGGAGGUUGAGUAUCAGACACAGUUGCCGAACUCGAGAACCAAGACCGAAGACUGCAGAACCGGCGCCAUCCACCAGUUUAAAGAUGAAUGUUUCUGCCUUUUUGGUCGUUGGACACAAAAUCCGACGUCUGAAAAGUUCAAACUUUUGUUCAAGUCUUGUAAUAAAAUGUGUUUCCAUGUUUUAAAAUCCCGACUCGUCUCCGUCUCUUCUUCUUCGUUCGUUGUUUUGAUGAGCUCG